Dunckerocampus dactyliophorus (ringed pipefish) is the source of this 2828-nucleotide messenger RNA. It is a transcript of the gene arpp21, whose product is annotated as cAMP-regulated phosphoprotein, 21. The coding region runs from base 338 to 2236 and encodes 632 amino acids. Gene Ontology annotation, cellular component: cytoplasm. Gene Ontology annotation, molecular function: nucleic acid binding. The transcript has 20 exons. NCBI's taxonomy places the organism in Eukaryota, Metazoa, Chordata, Actinopteri, Syngnathiformes, Syngnathidae. The record is from RefSeq and is a predicted model, not a curated record.
GGGCGGGGCCAGGUGAGUGGGGUCGCGUGGCUUCGACUUCGCCCUCUCCUCCCUCCUCCUCCCUCCUCGUGCCGGCCAGAGUCGAGCAAAAGGCGGAGGAGGAGGAGCGCCUUGCCUCACAAUCAUCCCACCGCGAGGAGCUUCACACCGGCAGCAGACCUCCAUCACCUGACGGCAUUUUUUUCCCUACCCAGAGAACGUUAAAGCAAACAGAGGAAAAGAAGCAAGGCGAAAGAGGAUAAUUGCGUUUCUGGCUGCCCCGUGGGAACAUGGGAUAUAUGACCUCAUCAUUCACCUGCGAGGCUCUCCACUGAACAACCCCACACAGUGCAGACGUAUGAUGGACGCAGCGGUCGAGGGUGAUGACGCCCACCACGUGCCGUCAUGUGAUGUCAUCAGCUGCUCCCCGCCUCCCCCUUUUGCGCCCUCCCUCUGCAGCACUCCAAAAGAGGAUGAGGACAGGAAGCCGGAGCAGCAGACCCUUUGCAAGCACAUGCAGCCAAAGAAAAAAGUCAAGGCCAAAGGCAAGCUGAUGCGCAGCAUGGCCGUGUGCGAGGACACACAGGAAGACAACCAGACCACGUCCAUCGUCUCGCCCCCCCGCCACGAGGAAGACUCCACUUCUUGCCAGGAGGAGGAGGAGCAGGAAGCUGACGAAAAGAAAAAACUCUCCAAAGAGUCCAGCGUGGAGUACACUGACUCCACCGGCAUUGACUUGCAGCAGUUCAUCGUGGACACCCUGAACAGUAACCCCAGGGACCGCAUGAUGCUGCUCAAGCUGGAGCAGGACAUGAUCGACUUCAUCACCAGCGAUAGCCCCUUCAAAAAGUUCCCUCACAUGUCGUCCUACCACCGCAUGCUGGUCCACAGGGUGGCGGCCUACUUUGGCAUGGAGCACAACGUGGACCAGACGGGGAAGUCUGUCAUCAUCAACCAGACCAGCAGCACUCGCAUACCAGAGCAGCGUUUCCUGGAUCAGGUGCACGAGAACAAAGCCACAGAGAUCCAUCACUGGAAAAGCAUUUUAAAGCGGGACAACAGCACAGAUGAGCAGACACGACGCUACACCUUACGCGAGAAGCAAAGCAAGUCUGUGGAGGAGCGGGAGGAAGAAUACCAACGAGUGCGGGAUAGAAUCUUCAGCCAAGAGCCUCUCUGCACGCAGGAGGGCAGCCAUGCAGAAAGCAGGACUGCGGAGGAGUGCAACCCCUACGCUGAGACCCAGAGGAGAAGGCAGCUCUUCAGGGGGAGUCGUGACAGCUCGGGCUCCAGCUGGACGGGAAGCAGCAGGCAGAGCAGCACGGAGACGGACUGUCGCUACAGCAACGACCCCCGACCGUGGAGCAGCACCGACUCGGAUUCCUCCUACCAGUGGACCAGCCCCGCCCCCAAGCCUCACCAGGUCGCCAGUCACGGCUGGGACGGGCGAGGCGUAGCAGGCUCCAUCUCGCUCUUCAGAGUCUCCUCCACCUGCCCCCAACCCUCCUCCCCCUCCACCAUGGCCGAGCCCGCCGCUAACCCCGCAUACAUCCUGGAGAACGGGAUCCCGCCCGGAAGCAUCCUUGUCAACCCUCACACUGGGCAGCCUUUCCUGAACCCUGAUGGAACCCCUGUGGUUUACAACCCGCCUGCUGGCCAGCAGCCAAUCAGGAGCCAGAUGCAAGGUGCUCCGUCACAGCAGCCUCCGCCACAGGUAUACUCGUCCGUCGCCUACACUGCCCCGCAGAUGCUACCCGUCGCUUCCUCGCAGCCGUUCCCCGGCGUGGACGAGCUGUCCUCACAGUUUGCACACGUGACCGUCAGCUGUCAGUCAUCAGGAGAAGCCCCGCCCCUUUACCCGAGCGGACAGAGCUUCGUCUAUGCAGCUCCGCCGCUUCCUCCUCCCCCUCCUCCCCCCGCUAACCCUAGCUACUGCCAGCCCUCGCCGCAGGUUGUGUUUCAGGUGCCUGCCUUCUACUACAGCCAGUAUCCUACCUCACCUCAGAACCCCGUCAAGGCCGCCUCCCCCAGCUGCAACCGCGCAGGUUACGCCCCCGUGGUGGGGGUGCAGCAGCCUGUGCUGGGGGGCUACACUCCAAUGGCCCCCCACCACUGUAGCAUGGUUCAGGGGGGCGUAUCCAUGUCCUAUCCACAAAAUAAAGUCGGGGAGGCGGCCUACUGCUGCAUGGUGCCCCCGCCACCCCCACACUGUGCCCACCCUGCCAGCAAUCUCAGCGGCCCCGCCUGGACCGCAUAGCACUGAUGUUGUGGAUGAAGUGAUUGCUCUCUCUCUCUCUUUCUCACACACACACACACACUGAUUUAACCCCCCCCCCUUCUCACUGUCUUUCUCCCCACUGUGCCCAGAUGUUCGCACAAACCACGCCCACUUUAUAAUACACUGUACCAAAGCUUCAAAGUGCAUAUAUUCAUAUAUUUAUCAAAGCUGCUGUAUUGAAUGCAUAGUUUCUACACACAAAUGAGUUUUAUAUUGAUAUGAAAUGAUAUAUAUAUAUAUAUAUAUAUAUAUUGUGAUUGAAAGAAAAUGCACUGUGUGAAUAUACAAUAAAAAGAUGUGGCGGACUCGACGAGGUCACGUUAGCCUAUCAACGCCGUUUGGCUCUUUGCGUUUCACACGCGACACCGCAUUAAGAUACAUUUAUACUUGUGCCUGCAGUUAGAGCCCCCUACUGCCCAAAGACUGUAUCGUCAAGCACUUAUUCUCAUGAUGAGAUCGUUACAGUUCUGUUAACAAAGCUGAUGUAAAACAUUUCCACUUUCAUAGCGUGCGCACAAAGUCAACUAUAAUCAGUGUUGUGUACUCAAGAAAAAAGCAAUUACUGAUAGUC